This is a messenger RNA of Iphiclides podalirius (scarce swallowtail), 3804 nucleotides long. NCBI's taxonomy places the organism in Eukaryota, Metazoa, Arthropoda, Insecta, Lepidoptera, Papilionidae. The record is from the annotation of a GenBank genome assembly.
AUGUUUACCAAAAAAUCACAUCAAGAUGUCAAAAAAUCCACAGUUAAAAUACAGGACUCCAAGAAGGAUUCGACAACCCGAUUGAAGCACCUCAAAAUUGUUUUAGAACAUUUUGAUGCUGAUGAAUCCAAAACUUACUUUGAAGCCAACUUUAGCCAUGUAUAUUUUAUAUUAUAUGAUAACUUCAUUCUAGCUGAAAACAAUCUUCGACAAAGAGAACUUCCGUUCCAUCUCGUGCAUAAAGCUGGUAGAGAAGAAUUAGAAGGAGCAUUAUCACUAUUGGAAAAAGUUUUAUGCCUCCUACCAGAGCUUCUCGGAAAAAGAUGGCAGUUGCACUCUCUUUCAAGGAUAUUUUCAAAACUCCUUCAUGGUGGAAAUUCGCAGAAAUUAAGGGCAGAGGCAAUAAGAUAUUUCCUUUUGUGGUACCAAGCACUUGGAGAUAAUGCCCCACAUGAAGUGCAUAGAAUGUUUGCUGGUCUAGUACCUGGUAUGCCUGAAUCACCUACUCAACCUAUUGGAUCUCCAUUCAAAUCAAAACCUUAUGAUGUAGUAACAAACAUUUCAAGUGAGACAGGUGACUUUAAAAUGGAAGAUAUCAUGCAACAUCCAAAUUUCAACUCGUCUUCAGACAAUGUAAAGAAAGUUGUUGUGGAACAAACUCCUACUGGUAUAAUGGGAAGAUUGGCCAAUGUAUCUGCCUCUAUAUUUCAUGACACCAAUGCUCUCAAUCCCGUUCAGAGUGUUGAAAUACAGCCUCUUCUCCCACCAAGUGCUAAUGAGAGGGCCGUUGAUAAUGAAACUAGAUAUUUUUUUGAAAUACUAUUAGAUGGUAUGGCAACAUCUGUAACUAAAAUACACUGGAGAGAGAGGUCACAUGCCAAAGCAAUGAGAAACUUUGCAUUUUUACUAGAGAAAUUCAAAAUAUACUAUCUCCCAAUAAUUUGCCCCCAGUUCAAUUAUAAAAAUUCACUGUAUAAACCCAAUCUUGAAUUGCCAGUGCAGCAUAAUAUUCUAGAAGAUGAUUAUGUGAUAUGCCGUGUGACGCUCAUAAAAUGGGUGGCUACCUACGCGAACUUCGUGAAGCGCCAAGGCAGUGAUGGUGGGCAACCGUCGUCAAUGACCAGCACUGGCUCACAUCUGCCCCACUCCGGCACCCCUACUCCUGCAACGUCGUUGCAUCACGAGGAGGAAACUUCCUUUACAGUGGGGCAGCCAUCUGACUCUAGCAGAGCAUCCUCGCAUGACUCCGCCUCUAAUACACCCCAUCCAAGUCUGGAAUCAGGUUCGGGUAUUUUCGAAGAAUUGAAUUCCGAGCAAGUUGUCCGCGACGUACUCUGCUGUUCGUCGCGGGAGCACGUCGACUUCACCAUCGAGGUUCUGCGUCAGGCAUUCCUACUGCCUUUUUCGCAUGCGGCAGCAGUCAGGCGAGUCAUCGGACUUUACAAGGACUGGAUACAAAUGAAUGUAUCCGAAAUCCCGCCAUUCCUGAUAGAGAACACGUACGAGCAGCAGCUGGCGAGUGGGGAGCCGGCAGCGCCGCCGCGUCGCCUUCGCAACGACUCCUACUUGGGUGCGGUCAACCGCGACGUGCUGGUGCGGGCCGGGAUGCAGAACAUAUUGCAAGUGUUCAUGACGCAAGCGGCAAACGUGUUCCUGGCAUCGCCGUCACCUGUGGCUCCACCUGGCGGUACCAAUCAACAGCAGCAGCUGUUACAGGAGCAGACGGACACAUGCAAACGAGUCCUGAACAUUUACCGCUACAUGGUCAUGCACGUCGCCAUGGACGCAAAUACAUGGGAGCAACUUCUGUUAGUACUUCUCCAAAUCACAUCAUUGGUGUUGACUAAGGUGGUUCCCAAAAGAAAGCAAGAAACAUUAGGAGGAUUUUUAGCACCAGCACUAUUUCAGACAUUAAUUGUGACGUGGAUCAAAGCCAACUUAAAUGUAGCAGUGAAACCAGAGCUUUGGCAAAGUUUCAUGGAGCUAUUGACACGACUGACCCACUGGGAAGACCUCAUUAAGGAAUGGGCGAAAACGAUGGAGACGCUGACGCGAGUGCUGGCGCGCCACGUGUACUCGCUGGAGCUGUCGGAGAGCGUGGGCGCCGGCGGGGGGGGGGGGGAGGCGCGCGGCCGCGGGGGCAGGAGGCCGACGCCCGCGCCCGCCCCCCUCCCCCGCCCAGCGCCCCGCGCCCGCCCCGCCCUCAUGGCACCGGACUCGCGGACGCCAGGCAAAUCACCGCGACCCGGCAACGAGGCGCACUCACGCAAGGAAACUGUGCGCGGACGUCAACUGCAGCGCUGCCGCAGCGACCCCCAUCUAGACAGACACACGCAGUUGCACGUGGUUGCUGUGGAAGAAACCAAAGAACCAGUCAUCAACAAGCCGAGGAGAUGGUACUCAUUGGACUCUUUAAGACAAUCUUCGCAACAAGAAGAAAGGGAUUCUAAUAGCGGUUCUCGUUCCCCAUCGCCGGCGCCAUCUAGCGGGGUUGAAAGUAGCUCUAUAAAAGACUCGCCUCUGCAAAUUGACUUAGCUUCUGACGGUGGUAACGUUGGGGACACCUCAGCCCUAUUCAAUGAGCCCGAGACUACAGGGGGGGGGGGGGAGGCGCGCGGCUGGCUGCCCGCAGUCGCCGCUGUGCUCUGGCGGCGGAUGCUCGCCUCGCUCGGCGACCCCAACCAGCUGCGCGACCCGCACGCGCACGCGCACUUCUUCAACUACCUCAUACACCUGAACUCGACGCUGCUCAAGGAGUGCCAAUGCGAAAGAAAAGCAGGAAAAAGGAGGCUCCUGAGGAGAAUCAGAAGAAAGAUAAGCGCGAACCAGACAUUAAAUGGAAAUACGGAGAUCCACGUGCCCUUCAACUUGGUGGCGGGAUGGUGCCUCGAAGCCGAAGCAUUACCGCCCUCCCACAGGGCUGGCAAGCUGCUAGCGCUGAGGCUGCUGUGCGAGUCAACUCAGGCGCAGGGUCCGGGCGCGCCUUCCUCCUGCAACAACCGCUUGCACCUCGCCCAUCUGCACCUCUACCAGCGCGCUCUGCAUCACGGCCUUACUGGCGAGGAUCGCUCCGUGGUGGACGUUUUAGUGGAGCAUGCGGCCCCACGAUACAUUUCCCUGGCCCUCGACGGCUACUCGCUGCUCCUUUUGGACUUUGUCCACGCUUCAACAGUCGUUCUCAACUCGUCUGAUAUGGGACCGUCGUGUCCACGCACGGCGGCUGUGACAUUCCUUGGUUCCCUUUUAGCACUCCCCGAUGACUUGAUGAACGCGCCGAUGCUCCAGCCGUACCCUCACCAGUACAACACCGUGUCCUGUCCAGACCUCAAGGAGCACGUGCUGAACAUAGUGGUGCGCGUGUGCCGGCGCGAGGGGGCGGCGGCGGCGCGGUGCGCGGGCGCGUGCGCGCUCGCCGCCCACGUGGCCCACGUGCUGGCCGUGCGCCAGCCGUGCGCCCGCCUCCCCGCCUACGUCACCUGCCUGCUGCAGAUGCUCAUGAUGAAAAACAAAACCAUCGCAAAAGUCGUAAGCGAUGCCAUAUUAGUUUUGGCCGACUACACCGACCGCAUCGUGGAGUUGUAUCCGGGACUAGCCGAGAAAAUCAUCAAAUGGAUAUGCGCUUGCCUCGCGCAAAUAUCUAGCAGUAGCGCCCGCGACUCGGUGAAGCCGCUAGCGGGGUCCCUUCUGCUGUGUCUCGCAGAGUUCGCGGUGCGUUGCGGUCCGACACACCUAAUGAAGGAGGAAGAGGGGGGGCAGACGCUGCUCUUGACCAUUUUCAAGGUACACCGUAGUAGGACACGCAAC